UGUAUCUCUUGCAAAUAUUCCAUUUUUCUCUCUCUCUCUCUCAAGAAAAUUCCAUGCAGAAAUAAGGUGGUGAAUGGUGAUCAUCAACACAAUUGUACAGAAAAUGCAUGAAAAUAAAACUUUCCAUUAGAGAAAGGAAAUUAUGUUAAGCAUGACAAACCAGUACUUUUUAGCGGCAGAGGCACCAGCAUUGGUGACAGAUUCACCCUCACCAUUUCAAGGGCCUAUACCGGCUCAUUCAAAGAAUAAACAUAUCCUAGGAGCUGUAAUCAUUGCCUCUGUCAUACUCUCUCUUGUUACUUCUUUACUUAUUUUUUUCAGAAGAAGGCUCUUACCGUAUUUUCGGCGACGAACGAAGAAUGAAGGAAAGCUGAAAGAUGAAGAAAUAUCAUUAAGGAGAUUUCAGUUUGAGGAAUUGGUAAGGGCUACCAAUAAUUUUAGCGACGAGUUUCUACUGGGAUCCGGUGCAUUUGGUAAUGUAUACAAAGGGAUAUUUGAUGUGGAGGGUACUCUAGCAAUCAAGAGACCUCAUGCUGAUUCAUUCCAGAGUGUUGAAGAAUUUAGAAAUGAAGUAAGGCUACUUUCCAAAGUUAAGCACAGAAACCUUGCAGGCCUAAUGGGAUUUUGUGAAGAAACUGGAGGCAGAAAGGCUAAAGUACUAGUCUAUGAGUAUGUUCCUAACGGUUCUUUGCUCGAGUACAUUAUUGGAAAAGGGGGCCGAAGCUUAACUUGGAGGCAGAGAGUUCAUAUAGCGAUUGGAGCAGCUAAAGGAAUAGCUCAUCUGCAUUCAGUCAAGCCAAGCAUAAUCCAUCGUGAUAUAAAACCGAGUAACAUACUCAUAGGAAGGGAAUUUGAAGCUAAGAUAUCAGAUUUUGGAUUAGUUAAGAUGGGGCCUAUUGGAGAUCAAUCUCAUGUUAGCAGCCAGAUAAAAGGAACACCGGGGUACCUUGAUCCUGCAUAUUGUACUAGCUGUCAUUUGAGUCCCUCGAGUGAUGUGUACAGUUUUGGAGUCAUACUCCUGCAACUUGUUGCUUCUCGGCCCGCGGUUGAUUCUAGCAGAAACCAAUCCAACUUUCAUAUAAUUGAAUGGGCAAGACCUAGCUUAGAGAAGGGAAAUGUUGCAGAAAUAUUAGAUGCAAAUCUACUAAUAAAACCAUGCAACAUGGAAAUGAUGUUAAAUAUGGGGCAACUUGGUCUAAAAUGUGUUGUACAAAAUCCGAAAAACCGUCCUACAAUGACUCAAGUGUGGCAAGAACUAGAAGAAGCCUUAUACUUAUCUGAUCGUAGCUUCAUUUCUAAAGAACCAUCAAAGCGUUCUCAGUUAUCAUCUGACAGAUGGAGCCAUCGUCAUGGACAUGGUAGAUCAACAGACAUUGAUACUUCUCAAAGUUUUGUUAGCAUUGAUGGUGUUGGUCUUCAAAGAUUUCAUAUAGAAUUGGACAACCUAUCCUUUCAAAGUGCAAACUUGAGGUGCUUUGAGGCUAGCAGUGUCAGUAUUGAUAUUGAUAAGAACAAUUUCAAAGGAGUUAGUGAAGGAACAGGUAAGCAAAAAGAUAACAGAUGAACAUUUAGUAUUAUUGUCUACUUCUGUAUCAUUAAGCAUUUUCGUGCAAA
Mercurialis annua (annual mercury) is the source of this 1614-nucleotide messenger RNA. RefSeq names its product probable serine/threonine-protein kinase PBL9. Gene Ontology annotation, molecular function: ATP binding; protein kinase activity. The record is from RefSeq and is a predicted model, not a curated record. Lineage: Eukaryota; Viridiplantae; Streptophyta; Magnoliopsida; Malpighiales; Euphorbiaceae. The coding region runs from base 143 to 1564 and encodes 473 amino acids. The transcript has 7 exons. Gene Ontology annotation, biological process: protein phosphorylation.